GAUGCACAAAUCACACGCGGUAGAUUAGUUUACUUACAAAAAUGACAGAAAAAAGAGGAAAAAAAGAAAAAGAAAAAGAAAAGAAAACCCUCGAAUUCAAAUGGUUCAUUUGAAAUCUUAUCAUCCAAGCGGAAAGCUUUUGUAUAUAUAUAAUUCGAAACGAAGGGUUGUCAUGACAACGGUGCCGCGAAAGUGGUAAGCAAUCGGCAAUUCGCCGUCCAGAAUCGACGGACCUUCACUUGGGCAGCUUUCACGUUCAGUUUUUGUUCCGGGUCCACUCAAUAUAGAGUCACCAUAAUCAAGCUUUGCUGUGCCAAUGGCUACUGGAACAGAACAGGAGGAUGCGGCAAUUAGAGGGGGAGAUAAGCUUGUACUAAGGGGUUUGAAGUUCCAUGGUUUCCAUGGGGUGAAGCCAGAAGAAAAGACGUUGGGUCAGAAAUUUCUUAUAGAUGUUGAUGCUUGGAUGGAUCUUCGGGUGGCUGGAAAAUCUGAUAAUUUGUCAGACACCAUUAGCUACACUGAUAUAUAUCGCAUUGCAAAAGAAGUUGUCGAAGGGCCAUCUCAUAAUCUUCUGGAGUCUGUUGCUGAACUCAUUGCAUCUACCACUCUGAAAAACUAUCCGCGGAUUUCUGCCGUCUCUGUGAAAGUUGGAAAGCCUCACGUCGCUGUUCAUGGUCCUCUCGAUUACUUGGGUGUUGAGAUAUUUAGAUACAGAAGUAUUGAUGCACUGAACUAAUGAUGUUACCAUUUAAUCUAUGUCCAUGUGGCCUGACACAGGUUUGCUUUACGUUUUCCUUCUCUUGUUCCUUUUAUACACUUGGUGAAGUUGUUGUUUUAUAGUUUGAACCAUUGCACAGGUGACUGUUGUUCUUUCUCGUGCUUAUGUUUAUUUAUUGAAUUCUGUUAUAUUUAUGAUCUCUGAUUCAUUUCUUUGGCC
Fragaria vesca subsp. vesca is the source of this 937-nucleotide messenger RNA. RefSeq names its product dihydroneopterin aldolase-like. The record is from RefSeq and is a predicted model, not a curated record. NCBI's taxonomy places the organism in Eukaryota, Viridiplantae, Streptophyta, Magnoliopsida, Rosales, Rosaceae. Bases 317 to 736 code for a protein of 139 amino acids. Gene Ontology annotation, biological process: folic acid-containing compound metabolic process. Gene Ontology annotation, molecular function: dihydroneopterin aldolase activity. Gene Ontology annotation, cellular component: cytoplasm. The transcript is spliced from 4 exons.